AUGGAAAGUGGAUAUGAAAGUGGAUAUGAAUAUGGAAUUAAAAGGCGUGAUGAAGGUGGAUGUGGAGAUGGAGAAAAUUAUCAAAGUGGAAAUGAAAAUGAAGGUGGUGGAAAUGAAGUUAUACUAGAAUUUUCAAACGACUAUUAA
Molecule: messenger RNA, 147 nt
Organism: Entrophospora candida
Lineage: Eukaryota; Fungi; Glomeromycota; Glomeromycetes; Entrophosporales; Entrophosporaceae
Source: the annotation of a GenBank genome assembly